Molecule: messenger RNA, 972 nt
Organism: Heterostelium album PN500
Lineage: Eukaryota; Evosea; Eumycetozoa; Acytosteliales; Acytosteliaceae
Gene: eIF2b1
Product: translation initiation factor eIF-2B subunit
Exons: 4
Coding region: 1-972 (323 amino acids)
Biological process (GO): translational initiation
Cellular component (GO): eukaryotic translation initiation factor 2B complex
Molecular function (GO): translation initiation factor activity; guanyl-nucleotide exchange factor activity
Source: RefSeq, a predicted model, not a curated record
AUGAAUACAAACAGUACAUCUUUAGAACUCAAUCCAAGUUUUAGUUGGGUUGUAGAUAUGUUUUCACAAGAGAUAAAAAGAGAAGUUGAUACAGCAAUUGCUAUACCUGCUAUUAAGGUACUGACAGAGGUCAUCAGUAAGAGUCAGGCAUUCACUAUCAUGGGUCUACAAAAGGAAUUGGAAUAUGCAACUGCUCAUCUCAAACAAUGCGAUUUAAAUACCUCCAUUUCAUUAUCAUCGGUUUGCGAAUUAUUUAUUAGAUUUGUAACUAGAACUUCAUUAGAUUUCCCAAAUUUCGAUCAAUGUAAAACAACAUUAAUUAAAAGAGGUGAACAACUCUCUGAUAAAUCAUCAAAGAGUCGUACAAAGAUUUCACACCUAUCGAACCGAUUCAUUCGUGACGACAUCACUAUAUUGGUACAUGGAUAUUCACGUGUUGUAUUAUCUGUACUUCUCUAUGCAUCAUCACAAGGAAAGAGAUUCAAUGUUAUAGUAACAGAAUCAAGACCUGAUUCUUCUGGUUAUAAAUUAGCAGAGAAAUUAGAAGAAGCAAAGAUACCUGUAAAGUUAAUUAUGGAUGGUGGUGUAUCGAGAAUCAUUGAUAAGGUAGACUAUGUGUUGUGUGGUGCAGAGGCGAUCGUAGAGAACGGUGGUAUCGUCAAUAAGAUCGGUACCUAUCAGAUCAGUAUCGUUGCCAAGGCAUUCAAGAAACCAUUCUAUGUGGCCGCCGAAAGUUUUAAAUUCACAAGAUCCUACCCACUGGACCAAUCGGAUAUCGAAAGUCUCAAGAAGGAACACGACACAUUCAACAUUUGCAAACAAUGUUGCAAAUGCACCAAACCCGAACUACUCACCAUCGAUUCACCGUCACUCGACUACACACCACCCUCCUAUAUCACUUUACUAUUCACCGAACUCGGUGUACUAACUCCAUCCGCUGUCUCUGAUGAACUUAUUAAAUUAUAUUAUUAA